AUGGUGUGGGAGAGAAUAAGAAGCCCUCAUUUCUUCUCCAACUUCUGCUGCUGUUCCAGAUCAAAACGCACUGCUUAUUCUUCCUCUUCUUCAGAGGCUUCACUUCUGUUACAUGAGGAAAAUGACGAUGAGGUGGUUACAAAGCCCGGAUGGAAGGCCAUGCCUUACAUUUUGGGGAACGAAGCUAUCGAGAAGAUGUCAACUUAUAGGCUCACAACAAACUUGAUGGUGUAUUUGGUGAGGGAAUAACACAUGGAUCAGGUUUUUGCUGCAAAUCUUCUCGCUCUCUGGACUUGUGCUCUCUGUUUGUUCACCGUUCUUGGUGCUUCUCUUGCUGAUACCUACCUUGGCAAAUUCCGAACGAUUCUUUUCGCUUCCUUUGCAAGUCUUCUGGGCAUGGUGACACUGACUGUGACAGCUUUCGUGCCACAACUGCGGCCUCCGCGGUGCGAUCUUGGUCAGCAGUGCAUUGGCCACACAAAAUUUCAGUUGUGGAUUUUGAUUAUGGGGUUAAGCUGGUUAGGCACAGGCAGCGCUAGGAUUAGGCCAUGCAGCCUCCCCUUUGGAAUUGACCAGUUUGAUACUUCAACUAUGGAAGGAAGACUAGCAACCCGUAGCUUCUUAAAUUGGUACUAUACCUCAGCUACAGUAGUUGUGUGGAUCAAUCAAGUCUUCCUGGUCUACAUUCAAGACUCUGUGAAUUGGGCUCUGGGAUUUGGCAUACCCACCCUGCUGAUGAUUUUAUGUGCAAUUCCACUAUUUUUGGAUGGAUCGAAUAUGUGUGUGUGGGUGAAGCCAGAAGGAAGCAUAUUCUUAAGCUUUGCACAAGUAGUGGUUGCUGCAUACAAGAAGCGCCAUCAUAAGCUUCUAAAUGAUGAAAGGGUACACGGUGUUCUGUUCGAUGUUUCGUUGGAUGGGAAUGCAGUAUUGUCCAAGCUUCCUCUGCCUACUCGAUCUAGUAUUUUGCUGCACCUCCGCUUCUUGAAGAAAGCAGCCCUAGUGGUGGAUGAUGAACUUAAAAAUGGAUUUUCUGCAAAUGUAUUGAGGCUGUGCACCAUCCAACAAGUUGAAGAUGCCAUGUGUGUGAUAAAAACAAUCCCAAUAUGGGCAUCUGGUGGCAUCUUCCUGCUCGUGUUGGUACAAGAAGGAACAUUUAUAGUAUCACAAGCCCUAACAAUGGAUCGUCGCAUUGGAACAAAACUCCAAAUGCCUGCAGGUUCAAUAAAAAUAAUGUCAUUGAGCAUUAUAAUCAUAUGGCUCCCAUUGUACGACAGUGUUAUACAACCAGCCCCGAAGAAGAUCACUAGAUAUGAAGAUGGGAUCCCAACUCUGGAAAAAAUAGGAAUGGGGUACGUCUUCUCAAUUCUAUGUAUGUUGGUGGCUGGAUUGGUUGAGCAAAAGAGAAGAAACAUGGCUACAUUACAUGUUGAAACACCAAUUGGGGUUGCACCCAUGUCUAUUUUCUGGUCGAUUCCUCAACUAGUGCUUCUGGGGCUCAGUGAGGUGUUUGGGGCUCUUGGGCACAUCGAGUUUUAUAACAAAGUGUUCCCUGAGAAGAUGAAGAGUAUUGGGAACUCCCUAAUCUAUCUUUGCAUGGCAGGUGCUACUUAUAUAAGUAGUUUGGUGGUGACCGUUGUGCACAAUGUUACCGGAAAGCAUGGCCAACCCAGCUGGUUGGAUAAUGAUAUUAAUGCUGGCAGAUUGGACUACUUCUACUUCUUGAUAGCUGGGUUGGGGAUGCUGAAUUUUGUUUACCUUUUGUUCUGUGCUUGUGGAUAUAGAUAUAAGGUUAGUGUGAAGGCGAUAGAAAUAGUCCCUGAUGUUUAA
Molecule: messenger RNA, 1827 nt
Organism: Argentina anserina (silverweed cinquefoil)
Lineage: Eukaryota; Viridiplantae; Streptophyta; Magnoliopsida; Rosales; Rosaceae
Product: protein NRT1/ PTR FAMILY 2.13-like
Biological process (GO): transmembrane transport
Cellular component (GO): plasma membrane
Molecular function (GO): transmembrane transporter activity
Source: RefSeq, a predicted model, not a curated record